UGGGCUAGCACUUCUAGCGGGACAGGCCUGAGCUCGCAGCGGAAGGGACCGAGCUGGCACCACCAGUAGGCGCUGGGUCACCUCUGGCGAGCUCUCAGGCCUACCCGCGCAGUGGCCUGGCCACUCUGCUGGGGCAGGGACUGCCCCUCCCGGCUGCCCAGGGCCACCUUCUGCGCGCAGCCUCUCCGGGCCGCCCGCGCCCGCCUCGCUCGCCUCGGCCUUUUCGCGCAGGCCGCGGAGGUUCGGGGCGCGGCCGUCGUUACGGCCGUGACAGUUCGCGUUCCCGGCCGGCGCGGCGGCUGUACCUUCCCCGCAGCGGGUGAAGUUGCCGCGCCGCGCGCUCCGGGGUCGGCGCUCCCCAACCUCCGAGUUCCCGCCCGCGCGCUCCCGGCGCACCCGGCUCCGGCUCUGGCUCCCCAGUACCGCGAGGUCUCCACACCUGGCUACCAAAUUCCAGAAAGAAAUUGGAAAUUGAAGAUUUAAGGAUAGAAUGUUGUUUCACAGUAUUCUCACUCACUUCAAGGAACACAUGCCAGAAACUUAAAAAGGCGUUGCGCUGAGAGGCUGGCCCUGGGUCCUGAUUGCCCUUCUGCCAGAAAGACACAGGCAGCCAAAGAUGAGUUUGGGGAAAGCAGCCGCUUGCUUCUUUAACCAUGGAAAAGUACGGCCGCAGUGAGAUGGAAAUAGUCCCAUCAGAGUCUCACUCCUUCAUCAAGUUGUUGAAAGUCAACCGGGAGCAUCUGGUCACUCACAUUCGAAACACUCAGUGUCUGCUGGACAACUUGCUGCAGAAUGACUACUUCUCCACUGAAGAUGCAGAGAUCGUGUGUGCCUGCCCCACGCAGCCCGACAAGGUCCGCAGAAUUCUGGACCUGGUACAGAGCAAGGGCGAGGAGGUGUCCGAGUUCUUCCUCCACGUGAUCCAGCAACUCUCAGAUGCUUAUGUGGAUCUCAGGCCUUGGCUGUCAGAGAUUGGCUUCUCCCCUUCGCCGCUCAUUCAGAGCAAAGCUGUUGUCAACACUGACCCAGUGAGCAGAUACAGCCAGAAGCUGCAGCAGCAACUGGGCCAGGACUCCAAGUUCAUUCUGUGCUAUGCUCAGAAGGAGGAGCUGCUGUUGGAGCAGAUGUACACAGACACGGUGGUGGAGCUUGUCAACUUCAGCAACGAGAGCCUGGGCAGCCUGGACAGCCUGGCCUGUCUCCUGGACGCAACCACGGGCGUCCUCAACGAGCAGGGUGAGAUCAUCUUCGUGUUUGGCGAUGCAGGCAUGGGCAAGUCCAUGCUGCUGCAGCGGCUGCAGAGCCUCUGGGCAGCGGGCCAGCUGGACCCAGGGAUCAAGUUCUUCUUCCACUUCCGCUGCCGCACCCUCAGCUGCUUCAAGAAGAGCGCGGCACUGUGUCUGCAGGACCUGCUCUUCAAGCAUUACUGCUACCCAGAGCAGGACCCCGGGGAGGUUUUUGCCUUCCUGCUGCGCUUUCCCCACACGGCCCUCUUCACCUUCGACGGCCUGGACGAGCUGCACUCAGACUUCGACCUGAGCAGCGAGCCCGACACCUCCUCCCCUUGGGAGCCCGCCCACCCGCUGGCCCUGCUGGCCAGUCUGCUCAGUGGGAAGCUGCUCAAAGGGGCGCGCAAGCUGCUCACGGCCCGCACGGGCGUCGAGGUCCCGCGACAUCUCCUCUGGAAGAAGGCGCUCCUGCGCGGCUUCUCCCCCAGCCACCUGCGCGCCUACACGGGGAGGAUGUUCCCCGACCGCGCCGUGCGCCAGCGCCUGCUGGAUCAACUGGAGGCCAACCCCAACCUCUGCAGCCUGUGCGCGGUGCCCCUCUUCUGCUGGAUCAUCUUCCGGUGCUUCCAGCACUUCCACGACACCUUUGAGAGCUCCCCGCAGCUGCCUGAUCUCACGGUGACGCUGACUGACAUCUUCCUGUUGGUCACCGAGGUCCACCUGAACAGGACGCAGCCCACCAGCCUGGUGCAGCAGAACACGCGGAGCCAGACGGAGACCCUCCGCGCCGGCCGGGACACCCUGUGCUCGCUGGGCCGGGUGGCUCACAGGGGCAUGGAGAAGAGCCUCUUCGUCUUCAACCAGGACGAGGUGCAGGCGUCCGAGGUGCGGGAGGGGGACCUGCAGCUGGGCUUCCUUCGGACCGUGCCGGAGCUGGGCCUCGGAGAGGAACAGCAGUCCUAUGAGUUCUUCCACCUAACCCUCCAGGCCUUCUUUGCUGCCCUCUUUCUAGUGGUGGAUGACAAGGUGGGCACUAGGGAGCUGCUCAGGUUCUUCCAGGAGUGGACUUCUCCCGAGGAGGCUGUGGCCACAUCGACCUGCUUUCCUCCUUUUCUCCCCGUCCAGUGUCUGGGGGGCCGUGGCCUGCAUGGGGAAGACCCCUUCAAGAACAAGGAUCACUUUCAUUUCACCAACCUCUUCCUGUGCGGGCUGUUGUCCAAAGGCAAACAGAAACUCCUGCGGCACCUGGUGCCCACAGCUGCCCUGCGGCGAAAACGCAAGGCCCUGUGGACUCACCUGUUCGCCAGCCUGCGCUCCCACCUGAAGAACCUGCCCCGGGUGCAGUCUGGGGGCUUCAGCCAGGUGCAGGCCCUGCCGACCUUUAUCUGGAUGUUGCGCUGCAUCUUCGAGACGCAGAGUGAGAAGGCGGGGCAGCUGGCGGCCAGGGGCAUCUGCGCCAACUAUCUCAAGCUGACCUUCUGCAACGCCUGCUCGGCUGACUGCAGCGCCCUCUCCUUCGUCCUGCAUCACUUGCGCAAGCGGCUGGCGCUCGACCUGGACAACAACAACCUCAACGACUUCGGCGUGCGAGAACUGCAGCCAUGCUUCAGCCGCCUCACUGUCAUCAGACUCAGUGUGAACCAGAUCACUGACAGUGGGGUGAAGGUGCUAUAUGAAGAGCUGACCAAAUACAAAAUUCUGACAUUUUUAGGCUUAUACAACAACCAAAUCACCGAUGUUGGAGCCGGGUACAUCGCCAGAAUCCUGGAUGAGUGCAAAGGCCUCACACACCUGAAAUUGGGAAAAAACAAAAUAACAAGUGAAGGAGGAAAGAGUCUCGCUCUGGCUGUGAAGAACAGCAAAUCCAUCUUUGAAGUCGGGAUGUGGGGCAAUCAAAUCGGUGAUGAAGGAGCAAAGGCCUUCGCAGAGGCUCUGAGGAACCACCCCAGCUUGACCAACCUGAGUCUUGCAUUCAACGGCAUCUCUACAGAAGGAGGAAAGAGCCUCGCGUGGGCCCUGCAGCAGAAUGCAUCUCUGAGAAUAUUCUGGCUCACCAAAAAUGAACUUGAUGAUGAAGUGGCAGAGAGCUUUGCAGAGAUGUUGAAAGUCAACCAGACAUUGAAACAUUUAUGGCUUAUCCAGAACCAGAUCACGGCCAAGGGGAUUGCCCAGUUGGCAGAGGCAUUACAGAAGAACACUGGCAUAAUGGAGAUUUGGACUCACUUAUGCCAGCAGAAGGAAAGCCCAUGGCCUACCUUACUGCAAUGUUGCGCCCCAUUCCAUUUCUUGUGCCUGCCACGGGACACAUACAGCACCCCCCGCUUCCCCCACAGCUUAAAUGGAAACUUGAUAAAGCCCGAGGAGGCCAAGGUCUUUGAAGAUGAGAAGCGGAUUGUCUGUUUCUGAGGGGAUAUUUUCUCGUGGGUGGGUCUUGGCCCUGGGGGCAACUAAGUGCAGUCGCCUGGCUUGGAUGGUGGCAUCCAGGGUCUGCUGAGGUGGGACUUCUAGGAAUCCAGCCUUCAUGAUGCAGAUCAAGUGGGAUCUGGCAGAGAUCCCUCCGACUGGCAGAGGCCCCGAGAAGUUGUUACAAUUCUGCAGGAAAAAGCAUGAGCCGUUUUAGUGACUGUAAACUUUCUAUAAAGAGAUGUUAAUGCACAGCCGUGACUAUUUAAAUCUGCACCUAGAGGAGCGAGACUCAGAGCUCGUACGAAAGCCUGCCCAAAGGCUAGGGGGAGCGAGUCAGUCACUGCCGUGCUCACUGGAGAGCUGAUGACAUGGUGCACAGUUGGUACCAUGUUUCUUGGGGGGCAAAGGUGCUCAACAAAGGAAAGUAUUUUACCUGAAAUAUUGUCUUCCUCCUCAGUGCCUCCCCAAGUGUUGAUACUAUUCCCACCUCACUGUAGACACUGAGGGGGUGCAGUGUGGGGGUUUGACUCCUCCAAGGCUCUGUAGGGAUUUGGUGCCAAAGGAAGGACCUACAUGUGCUUUUCUCUUAGUCCUGGAGUCUCACCAUCUGCUGACAAAGAUGGCAGGAUGCCCUCUUCACCAGACUGAGGGACAGGGCAAUGUCUUCAUAAUACUGAGGCUCCACUCAGGGCUUUCAUGGGAUGGGGCUGACCUCUAGAAGGCUGAUGCUAUGGGCUCUGCCCCAGGAAGAAGAAUCAGUACCGUCCUCCUAAAGGAAUAAAGGCCUGGCAUGCCCUUGUGGCCGUGGCAUCCAAACUGGAGCUUCUCUCUUGCCCUGUGGAGAAAGGGAAGUCUCCUCCUGCCCCUGAGCAGUUGUGAGGGUGGCUGUGUUGGAGGCAAGGCUCAGAGUUGCUGAGAACUCGGCUGGGAGAGCAUGUUAGACCCCUGCCACCAUGGCGGGCAUGCAGUGGAUGCUAAAUGGGGGGAAGGAGGAGGUUUUACCAGGUAACUCAUUCAUUUGCCAAUUCAUUUGUUAGUAAAAUACUGAAA
Messenger RNA from Budorcas taxicolor (takin), 4685 nucleotides. RefSeq names its product nucleotide binding oligomerization domain containing 1 (gene NOD1). Gene Ontology annotation, biological process: regulation of apoptotic process. The transcript is spliced from 14 exons. Gene Ontology annotation, molecular function: protein binding. The record is from RefSeq and is a predicted model, not a curated record. Bases 654 to 3635 code for a protein of 993 amino acids. NCBI's taxonomy places the organism in Eukaryota, Metazoa, Chordata, Mammalia, Artiodactyla, Bovidae.